UAGGAUGAGUAUAGUGAGUAAGCUCUGUAAGGUCCUCUGAGCUGGCCGCACCGUGGUCAAGCCAUUGUGACAUUCCCCCGCCCUUGUGAUAAUGUACUUUGUGAUAUUCCCCAUCCUUGUAAAGGUAGUUUCUAACAUUCCUCCCCACCCUUGUGACAAUACAUGCCCCCCGCCCUUGUGAAUGUACUUUGUAACAUUCCUCCCUGCCCUUGUGAAUGUAUUUGUAACAUCCAUCCCCUGCCUGCAAAAAAUUGCUUCUGACUCCACCGCCUAUCCCAAACUUAAAAGAAUAAAUGAUAAUCCCACCACCCUUUGCUGAUUCCUUUCUCGGACUCAGCCCACUUGCACCCAAGUGAAUAAACAGCCUUGUUGCUCACACUAAGCCUAAUCAGGUGGCCUCUUAUACGGACACGCAUAAUAUUUGGUGCCAAAGACCCGGGACAGGGGAACUCCUUCGAGAGACUGGUCCCCUGUCCUCACGCUCCCUCUGUGAGGAGAUCCACCUAUGACCUCGGGUCAUCAGACCAGCCAGCCCAAGGACCAUCUCACCAAUUUCAAAUCGAUCUUCUUGGCUUAGCGGCUGAAGAUUGAUGCUGCCUGAUUGCCUUGGAAGCCCUUGGACCAUCACGGACGCCGAGCUUUGGGUAACUCUUACAGUGGAGGGACCUUCCCUAUUGGAUUCAUCAUUCCAGAAUAAAGCUGUGCCCACCAGCCAGCCUGAUCUCUCCUCUUCCUCCUGGAAAUCGCAGCACCGCUGGGUUAGGGUCUCCCCAACCGAGCUGGUCUCAGCAACAGGCGUCCAUUCAUGGGGGCUGGAAUCCAGGUCGAAGGGUUGCCGGAGCGAUGGUUGGAAUGGAAAACUAGCUGGAGGACACCCGAGUACUCUUAAAGCAAUCCCCUGGCCAAAACCAACAGCCGAUUUGGGUACUAUCAAGACACCUGAAACCUUAUUAUGAGCCGGAUGCUGAGGAAGAGACUCUGGGAGGAUCCCGAGGACCCCCCAGUUGCAGACAUGUUGAGACUGACGCUGAGGAGGACCCCUACUGUCACGGCCCUCACCCGUCGAACACACCUGGGGGCAGAUCAAGAAGCUGUCACAGAUGGCAAAAGAAAACCUGAGGAAAGUGGGACAACCAGUCACAAUGAAUAAUUUAAUGGUAGCUAUGAUAGCAGUUAUCACCACUGCCGUGAGUAUUCCUUCAAUAAGGGCUGGUAAUAAUGCCUGGAUGCAAUCACUAUGACACAGUUACACAUGCUUUCUGAUCUCAGUAUUUACCAUAAUAAAUCUGAUCCUAUAAUUGAGGCAUACCACCCUCAAAAACCCAUUUGUAAACAGGAUUGGA
This is a messenger RNA of Chlorocebus sabaeus (green monkey), 1343 nucleotides long. The record is from RefSeq and is a predicted model, not a curated record. Lineage: Eukaryota; Metazoa; Chordata; Mammalia; Primates; Cercopithecidae.